Aureobasidium pullulans EXF-150 is the source of this 916-nucleotide messenger RNA. RefSeq lists its product as uncharacterized. NCBI's taxonomy places the organism in Eukaryota, Fungi, Ascomycota, Dothideomycetes, Dothideales, Saccotheciaceae. The transcript has a single exon. Bases 216 to 794 code for a protein of 192 amino acids. The record is from RefSeq and is a predicted model, not a curated record.
CCAGUCAAGAACAAGAAACAUGUGGCAUGGUUGGACAAGGAAAAUGUAACGGCAUGCAAAGAGCUCUCCCCACACGGAGCACGCCACAGACCAUCUCUUGGAAGGGGCGGCUCUUCAAUUCUUCACGUCCUAACAUACUCGUAGCAUCAACAAAGAGAAAGACAGACAUAGAAGACGAGUAUGCAUAUAUCACGCAUGCAAGUCGCACACAUACAAUGAUUUCGGGGCUUUCCAGGCUAGUAGGGCUGUCAUUUCUCGUCUGCCUCGGACUUCCUUUCGCCCUGUUCGCUCUCUUCACGACAUCUCUUGCGCUGGGAACUCUCCUUUUCCGACUUCUCUUUGUCUACUUUGACCUCUUCAUCGCCAUCUUGAACAGCGCAAUAGUUCCCUCAUCACCACCCACACCUCUACCUUCUCCGAGCGCCAAAUCCGCACGCCGCAAGAAGCACACGACACCACCCACACCAUCUGCAGCGCUUCGCAAAUCACCUUCUUUCGCAAGCCUGGUCGGCAGCGGAUCAGACAGAGAUUUUGAAGGCGUAGGAGGUUGGAGAUUUCCCGAGAGUGCAGACGAAGAAGCUGUCUGGAUGAACAUGAACCGAUACCUCGAAUUACCUGCUUCACCGGCCGUCGCGAGGAAGCAUAGGAGGACGGGAACUGGCAACGGAACACAAAGCCCUCUAGUCGCGAGAGGAAUGACCAGGACUUCUGGCAGUGCAAGUCCAGAGGGUUACUUCAGCAUCAGAGUUGAGAGUAGAGAAGGGCUAGGAUUGAGUUCUAGAAGCGACGGUUGAGCUUGGGGAAGAGCACAAGGGACGCUGCUCAGACGAGGAAUGGUCAUGAGUUUAUGAAUUACGGGAUCACGGUUACUACAUCUAUUGAGAAAUGUGAAUACAAACUGUAUCUACCAUGGAAG